AUGUUACAGCAGACGCUCGAGCAAGCCAUACUGGAGGUGCCCGACCUCCAUGCGCGCUCGAGGCUCCAGGCACAGCUACAACAGGUCGUUGACUCAAUGCCCGCCGCGACACCCGCGGCCGAUGACGAGAGGCAGAACAUGUCGCCCGCCGCGUCAAGCUCUACCUUGGGCUCGUCCCCGCAAAGCAGCACGUACCAGCAGCACCGAAGCCAUCAGCCGAGGAAGACUACUGGCGAUACCGAUGCGGCACCCACCGAAGGGUCUUUCCUCCAGGACCACGAUGGGACCAAACGCUGGCUUGGUGGAACCUCAGGCGCCACGUUCCUGGACCAUCUCAAGAACUUUAUGCACACACUGAGAACUGCCCUUGGUUACAACGAAACGCCUACCGAGACAGCCCCCGGGUCCUCAUUCCUGGCCUCUCGUGGGCAGUAUCAGACAUCGGACUCACGUCUGCUCAACAUGCCCGCACUCAACAACACCAGCGCAGUCGCCCAGAUCAGCGACGAGCAAGCUGAGCACCUCUUCUCCCAAGUAAACAAAUACAUGCAGAAUUUCAUGGGUCAGUGGCCGUGCGGAGGCAUCUACUACUUCGGUGACUUCUCGUUGCAGGGUUGGAAGAGUGCACAGGGUCGGGAGCUGGCGGUUUACCAUGCUGCCUUCGCUCUGGGAACAAUCUUCUCUCUAACGACUGCCAACUCUAGGCAAGAUGGGCAGUUGGGGGAAAUGUUCCUCGCAACAGCUCGCAAGAUCCUUGGGGACCCUUGGGACAUCUCGCGCUAUAGCAUUCGAGACGUCCCCGCCCUAGGUCUCAUGGCCAUGUACAUGGCGGAAGUCAAUCGAAGGGACAACUCCUACAAUUACUUGUCCCAUGCUAUGAGCAUAUGCUGCAUGUGCGGUGGGCUGAAAGGCCUCUCGUGGGACGAAAAAGAUAUCCGUAUAGUAUGGACUCUCUUCUGCCUGACGAGAGACGCAGGUUGCCUUAUGGGACGGCCGCCUGUGUACCCGGACGAAGCUUUCCAGCUCCGUGUUCCCAAGGAUGUGCAGGGCUUGCCUCCUCCAGAGGGCCUGAUGGCUCAUGUACAGCUGUCUAAAAUCGCCGGCUACAUCGUCUCGAACACAUAUUCCGUUGCACCGACCGUCGACGCCGACCAAGACCUGAGGGCUCAAGUCCAGGAGCCCCUGAAUAUGCUGGAAAACUGGCGCAAAAGGCUUCCACCAGCGCUUCAAAUGCCCUUGGAUCUUCAAGCAGAGUCUCCUUUCGAUACCAACUACGACGAUGCCAAUGCAAUGUAUGCAGAUCGAGCAUUGUGCACAUUACACAUGAAGUGCCACCAGCUGAUGAUCCUCACACUCCGCCCGCUCUUCUUCCUCGCCGUGAAAUCCUACAUCGGUGGGGACCUAAUCAAGGUGCCGCGUGACAUCUAUGAUCACGAGCACAUCACCUUCCUCUUGGAGUGCGCCAAUGCUGCACGACGUAAUCUGCGGCUAGGGCGGCAUAUCUUGAUGCGGUGCAACCGAGGGGGCACAACACCCGGCAAGCCGAUCAUGAUGGACCUCCAUCAUAUCUUCAACGCCGCGGUGAUCAUGCUUUUGUAUCAGAUGGUCUUCACAUCAUUUCAUUCAUCGGACGCAUAUGCGCUGCGUUUCGCAAGGAAGACCUUCGAAAGAGAGGCGCAGACGGAGUGUCUGUCCAACAACGGCAGGACUGGCGGUAUGGGGAUCGCAUCCGGCCCGACAGGCUAUGCCUCAGACUGCCUCGGUGUCCUCAACGAUCUUACAGAGCUCGUGGAGCGGAUACGGCCCCUGCGGUUCAAGGAGCAAGCCGGCACGAACGAGGAUGAGAUGGAGUGGACCGCUGGUGGGAUGAGCCUCGGCGGCAGUGAGACUGUCGGGGCUGGCGCUGGCCAUAUCAUGAGCGACGAGGUUCUCGAGGCAAACCUUGCCAUGCCAUUUGACAUCGAAGGCCUCUACAGCCCCUUGGUCUUUCCCGGUAUGCCUCCCGAGAGCCAUACCCACGGGAAGGAGCUUCAGAUGUGGAUGGAUGGGGAGAGUAUGAUUUACACGGCGUUGGAUGUCUGGCAUGUGACAUGA
Diaporthe citri is the source of this 2094-nucleotide messenger RNA. RefSeq lists its product as uncharacterized. Gene Ontology annotation, molecular function: DNA binding; zinc ion binding. Lineage: Eukaryota; Fungi; Ascomycota; Sordariomycetes; Diaporthales; Diaporthaceae. Gene Ontology annotation, biological process: DNA-templated transcription. The record is from RefSeq and is a predicted model, not a curated record. Bases 1 to 2094 code for a protein of 697 amino acids. The transcript is spliced from 3 exons.